Molecule: messenger RNA, 2376 nt
Organism: Colletotrichum navitas
Lineage: Eukaryota; Fungi; Ascomycota; Sordariomycetes; Glomerellales; Glomerellaceae
Exons: 2
Coding region: 1-2376 (791 amino acids)
Source: RefSeq, a predicted model, not a curated record
AUGGCUCAAAGCCAGCUUGCAUCAAUGCCGUCAAUGGCAAAUGGGAUGUCGCUGGGUUUGUCCAAGGAUGAGGCUCACCAGAUUCAGCAGUACGAGAGAAUUGUGCAUUUUCGCGACGCAAUCCUUGCUGGGUCGCAUCCCAAGAUCAAAGUGCCAAAACUGUCGGCUCCACAAGCCUCUACCACUGCAGUAGCACCGCCUUCAAAUGCUUCUGUUCCAGCAAAGGGAACAACAGGGAGCACGGUGCAGGGACAUCAAUCUGGAAAUAUCCAGCCGAUUGCGUCCAACACGCAACAACAAGCGUCUCUCCCUGGCCUGGGAAACCCGCUCCCCGCUAACGCGAACUUGCCUGCAAGACCCUUCGUCAGUGCUGGCAAGACGGAGAUCAAUCCCAUCUUCCUCCAGAAAUCUGAUGACUUGAUCAAGGCCGAGAUCCAGCUCCAGAGGCAGCGUCUUGAGCGGGCGCUGCGUGAUGAGGUUGAUCAACGUCGGGCCUCUAUGAAGGCUUCGGCGCAAUCGGAGCCUCUUGCCGACUUUGACCUCUCCGACGUCUUGUCCAAGGCUCUGACUCUGGUCCAGGCUGCUCCUUCUUCGUCUGCCAAUCCUCUGGUUGCUGCUAAUACUUCAGCUGCAAGUGACUCGUUUGAUGAGAACUCUUAUUAUUCUUCCCAACACAACUCGCCCGAUUCCUCGCUUCACAGUUCGCGCGCAGGUAACGACGCCGAUGCUGUUGCCCAGGCAUGCAAGCUACCCGCUGCCGACAGGCCGCUCGAAGGCACAGGUCAACAGCAACGUAGGGAGUCUAUGCUUGCCCGUCAACCCUCGCCUCUGAUCCAAGUCCGCGCCUCGAACAUAUCUCCAUUGGCGCCCCAGCCUUCCCAUGUCUCGCUUCUAGCAACGGCCAGAGCCAGAGGUCCAGCAUUCGAUGCCCAGGACAUAAAUAUCCCCCAAGGAACCACCGCUCAAGUUGCACAACUGCGCAAUGAACCCAAUGUUAUUUCCAGCCCAGAUAGCUCGCCGCAAGGGGGCCGGAAUGGUGAGAAACGGAAGGGCAAGAAAAAGAAGAAUAACGCCAACAACAAUGCGGGCAACAAGAGGUCAGUGAGGCAAGCGCCAGACGAGCCUUACAUCAAGCCAGAGCCGCGUUCGCCAUCCCCCAUGAGUGCACCGUCUUUUGUCCGACCACAGAAACGACUGAGAAGACAGGCCGACGAGGAUCCUCAUUACGCUCUGCCCGACCGUCAAUUUUCUCGAUCGUAUAGAGAUGAGGGUGCCGCGCCGGCGUAUGAGCCUCAAGAGUAUCGCCUAAGACCGGUGAGCCAAGCCGUAACAUCUGGCGACUAUGGGUAUGGAAGGGAAUACGUGGAGGAACCGCGCGUUCCGAAUGGCGCUGAAUAUGUCCGACGAGUGCAGUCGCCGGGUGUCUAUGCCGUCCACUCCGCUCCAAAUGAGAUAUACGCAACUUCUCCGGCAGCCAGUGUCGAUCGCUACGGUAGGGAGCCUGCGCGGUAUUAUCGCGAUGGCUACGAAGUAAUGCGUAUGAGCGCUCGUCCCAUGGCAGAUCGUGCGAGAUCUCGCUCUCCCGUCAUGAGAGACAGAGCGUCCCCGCUGAUGGGACCGCCUAAAGCACCACCUGCGAGAGUCGUGGUUGAUCCUGCCACCGGCCGACAAUACUACGAGCCGGUUAGCGUCGUUCGGCAGUCGGUCGCGCAGCCACCGCUCCGGCCUGGCGAGCCCGAGAUGAUUUACGAGAGGGCACCCAUCCGAGCCGAAUCCAGACGACCCGGUCCCGACCCUCGUGACGACGAUGUGCUCUAUCAGCGAACCUCGCCAAUAUACGCAGCACCACGCAGAGUCGUCACCCAGCCCGAGUAUGCCAUAUCGGAUGCUCAUCGCGUCUACAGGCAUCGGGAAUACUCGGCCAGAUCAAUGGUGCCCUCAGGUGAAGAAUACAUCCCGGCAAGAGGCGGAUUGGAGCAGCGAAGAAUUAUUGAGGAACCGCCGCGAGAAUACAUGAUGCGGGCAACAACAGCUCGACCGGCAGAAACAGUGCGGUACGAGCUCCCGCGGGAAUACGGAAGAGUACAGAGUGUGAGGCCGGAACAGCUGCCCAUUCAGGACUACGCCUCGGUGCCGAUGCAUCCCGAAGCCCGCCUGGAAGUUAUCCAGCCCGGCCCUCGGUCCUACAGCGUUAGACCAUCGGAGCCUCAGGUGAUACGCCGGGAGUACAGCGUGCGACCGAUGGAGCAGCAGCAGUACUACGGCCAGCCACUUCCGGCUCGUCCCGAGCCGGAGGUGUCCUACAUCGAACGACCUAGAGUAGCCGCGCAGGAGGUCUACUAUGCAGAUGAGGCUCCGCGCCCGAUGUACCAUUGA